AUGGACACUUGCGAUCAUGCCACUGCACUAGUGCCCUUCUCACAACAACCAAUUGUGAUCUUGGGUGCGGGGAUCAUUGGAUGUGCAACAGCCCGUCAACUACUCCAGUCCGGCUUUCCCGUGGUCUUGGUGGCCGAAUAUUUGCCUGGAGAUCAAGAUAUCAACUAUGCAUCUGCUUGGGCAGGAGCAGCCUGGCACGCUGCUGGGGGCAUCACGCCUGAACAACGGUAUUUUCAAGCUGUGUCGCACCGUGUCCUACUCAAGAUGGCCCAGAAUCCCGAAUCCGGUGUUAGUCUUGUCAAUGCUCGCGAAUAUUUAGAAGAAAGGCCAGCUCCUGAUUCCGCCAUCUGGGGUAAAACUGUUGUUGCAAAGGCACUUGAACCCACCCCACUUUUUCGGGAGAUGAAUCGCGAUGAGUUUCCCAACAACUUCUAUUGUGCGUGGUCCUAUGAGACUUUGGUCACGGAUCCCUCAAUCCAUAUGCCUUAUCUCGGGAAACAAAUCACGAGUUUGGGUGGAAAAUUCAUCCGGCAGCGAAUCCAGUCCCUGCAAGAGUUGUUUGGGAUUUUCCCAGAAUCCAAGAUAUUCAUCAAUGCCAGCGGGAUCGGUAGUAGGACCCUCACGGACGUACUGGAUGAUCGUUGCUUUCCCGAGCGAGGGCAGACAGUCUUUCUCCGGACAAAAAAAUGUGAUACCAUGUACUUUCGCAAUGGUAAGGAAUACACUUAUAUCAUUCCACGACCUUUAUCACAUGGUGUGGUUCUGGGCGGUGUAAAACAACAAGAUAAUCUAUGCCCGGAUGUUGAUCUAGAUAUCGCGCGAGAUGAAAUCGCACGGACCCAUCGACUCGCCCCCGACGUCGUGCCUGAACACCCUGCAGACGAGGAUAUCACCCAUAUUAUUGGAAUUCGACCCUCCCGGAAAGGCGGGUUUCGUUUGGACUCGGAGCAAAAAGGCAAUCGGACUAUCAUAUCAGCUUAUGGAUUUGGUGGUGGCGGAUACGCCUUCUCCUAUGGAAUCGCCAAUGCAGUGGUGAAGAUGGUGGAGAAGGUGGAAUGUGAGAAUGUGAUUCUAUGA
Molecule: messenger RNA, 1077 nt
Organism: Penicillium verhagenii
Lineage: Eukaryota; Fungi; Ascomycota; Eurotiomycetes; Eurotiales; Aspergillaceae
Product: FAD-dependent oxidoreductase
Exons: 3
Coding region: 1-1077 (358 amino acids)
Molecular function (GO): FAD binding; D-amino-acid oxidase activity
Source: RefSeq, a predicted model, not a curated record